Messenger RNA from Hyposmocoma kahamanoa, 6165 nucleotides. It is a transcript of the gene HDAC6, whose product is annotated as histone deacetylase 6. The record is from RefSeq and is a predicted model, not a curated record. NCBI's taxonomy places the organism in Eukaryota, Metazoa, Arthropoda, Insecta, Lepidoptera, Cosmopterigidae. The coding region runs from base 35 to 3583 and encodes 1182 amino acids. Gene Ontology annotation, biological process: chromatin organization. Gene Ontology annotation, molecular function: zinc ion binding; histone deacetylase activity. Gene Ontology annotation, cellular component: histone deacetylase complex. The transcript has 17 exons.
ACCGUCGCCACAACCCCGCCGGUCCGCCGGUGACAUGAAGAAGACCACCCCACCGGCUACCAGCAUCGUUACCCGCAAUGGAGCUCGAAAAGCUAAAAUUCAAACCCGUGCCAUGUCUGCUGGGGCCAAAGCUAUGGAUUCUAAGACGAGAGUCAAAGGCCCAACAGGGUUUGUCACUGAACCGCGGAUGGCAGAACACAGAUGUCUCUGGGACGAAAACUACCCAGAAUGCCCAGAGAGACUUAUUGGAGUUAUAGAUAGAUGUCGAGAGCUGAACCUUAUAGAGCAAUGUAAGGAAUACCCACCUCGAGCAGCUACAAAAGAAGAAUUGUGUGUUCUACAUUCACCAUCUGUCUAUGAGCUUAUGGAGACCACACAUCUGAAUCAGGAUCUGGAGUACUUGGAGGAGGUGUCUUCUAGAUAUGAUGCAAUUUAUAUACACCCUAGCACCCACGAACUAGCCCUAAUAGCAGCAGGGUCUACGAUAGACAUAGUAGACCGGGUAAUAACCGGUGAAAUUCAUAACGGCGCGGCGUUCGUUCGUCCGCCCGGACACCACGCCAUGCGGGCAGAGCCUUGUGGGUACUGCUUCUACAACAACGUCGCUUUGGCUGCGAAACACGCUCUCGAUAAAGGGGUUAACAGAAUACUGAUUGUGGAUUGGGACGUACAUCAUGGACAAGCAACACAACAAAUGUUCUAUGAUGAUCCAAGAGUAGUAUACUUUUCAAUACAUCGCUAUGAGUACGGCGCGUUCUGGCCAAGCCUGCGUCAAUCGGACUUCCACUACAUAGGAUGCGGACAAGGCAAAGGCUACACGUUCAACGUGCCUCUCAAUCAGACUGGCAUGCAGGAUGCUGACUAUUUGGCUAUUUGGCAUCAGUUACUGCUACCUAUGGCGGUAGAGUACGCCCCCGAAUUGGUCAUCGUUUCGGCUGGGUAUGACUCCGCGUUGGGAGACGAGAAGGGUGAGAUGGAAAUCACGCCCGCCUGCUACCCUCAUCUCCUUAACAUGCUGAUGUCUAUCUGUUCGUCCAUAUGCGUCGUUCUUGAGGGAGGCUAUUGCAUACCCUCGCUGGCAGAGGGCGCUGCGCUCACACUCAGGACUCUGUUAGGACACGCUCCACCUGUGUUACAGGCUUUAAGUGAACCUACAGACUCAAUUCGCGAAACAAUCCUAAACUCAAUAUACGUACAUAAACCAUAUUGGCGUUGCUACAAUUAUCAGCCAACAUACAGAGUUAGACAAUCUGUACCAAACGUGUGCGAUGACGAGAAACAGAAACAUACCGUUUCCGUCAAGUGGGAGGGAGACGAAACGAGACCUGAUCGUUACGCCACGAGGGACUGUUAUCCCUUACAGGAUAAUGAGGUUAAACGGAAAAAUCGAGAGAAAUUGGAUCAUUUGAGGAUUGUUACGAAUCUGGCAUUACCACAACACCAAGUCUGCUACAUCUAUCACCCAGCUAUGUUGAAACAUAAAAAUGUUUGUGAGCCAGGCCACGUGGAGUGCCCGGAGCGGAUAAUGCGGAUACACGAGCGUCACCGCGAUUACGGCUUGUUGGACCGAUUACACCAAUUGACAGCCAGGGCUGCCACUGACCUGGAGUUACUGUCUGUGCACAGCGAGAAACAUCUCGACAGGUUGAAAGAAUUAGCGUCAACAAAACUGCGAGACCUCAACAGCCAGAAAGAUGCGUUCGACUCGGUCUAUUUCCAUCCCGACUCUUUGGAAAGUGCCACUAUGGCGUCGGGAUGUGUCCUGCAGGCAGUAGACGCGGUACUUUCCAACGAAGCUGGCUCCGGGGUCUGCGUGAUCCGCCCACCAGGCCACCAUGCCGAUGAAGAGAUACCCAGCGGAUUCUGUCUGCUGAACAACGCAGCUACGGCUGCUAAAUACGCUAUUGACAGUCACGGGCUGAAAAGAGUCCUAAUUUUGGACUGGGAUGUACAUCACGGCAAUGGGACACAGAGGAUCACUUACAAAGAUGAUAAGAUUCUCUACAUGUCGAUUCAUCGGUACGACAAUGGGUCGUUCUUUCCCCAUUCGACAGACGCUGACUACAAUGUUGUUGGGGAGGGCAAAGGCAAAGGAUUUAAUGUAAACAUACCGUGGAAUAAGCGCGGUAUGGGCGACACGGAGUAUCUCGCGGCGUUCACACAAGUUGUCCUGCCUAUUGCGUAUGAGUACAAUCCCGAGCUGGUGAUCGUCUCCGCCGGCUUCGACGCUUGCAUCGGUGAUCCUUUGGGAGGUUGCAAAGUUACCCCAGAAUGCUACGGUCGUAUGACGCAUUUCCUCAGAGGCCUGGCUGGUGGCCGCGUCAUAUUAUGUUUAGAGGGGGGCUACAACAUCACAAGCAUCUCUUACUCUAUGACAAUGUGCACUAAGGCUUUAUUAGGAGACCCUCUAUUGCACCAUUAUGACCCUACAGCCACGUGCCAUUGGUCCGCAGCGGAGUCCAUAAACAAUGUCAUCAAAACCCAUAAAAAGUAUUGGAAGAAUCUGAAAUUCCAACUGGCUUUGCCCAUAGAACCAGUUCUAGAUGAACCCUUGCCUUCCAUAGGAUUAAUUAUUACGGAAGAUCAAAAUUCAACUGUCGAUUCUGAUAGAUUAUCAGGAGUAUCAUCAAGCACUUUGGAUGAUUCACCGAAAUCUAAUGGCUCGAGAAGCACGAGCGACUUAAAUUAUUACCUUGAAGGUAAUAUGGCAGCCUUGAGCAUAAGACCGAAGUGUAAUGAUGGUCUUCAUUGUGGGACUGAUGAUGAAGAUAACGAAAGAAACGAAGGUUUGAAACAAGAACCGAAAAAACAAAGAACUGAUGUAGAGUGUUUCAAAGUUGAUAAAACCAUUAUCGGCAGAGAUUCUAGUUCAAACCAAGAAGCUUCAAGUUCGAAUCAAAAUGCUUCAAUUUCAAAUCAAGGCGCAUCAACCUCGAAGCAAUGCCGUUUACUCGAUAAUCCUUCAAAUGUCAACCAUGGGGGUCCUAUUGAAAGCCGUUCAACUGCGACUCAAACCACAAAUCCAAGCAGUUCAAAUGCGAGUCAAGGUGCUGCUGUAAGUGCAGCUCACGGAGUUUCAACUGCUAACCGAGAAAGCUCCAGCACAAACCAAGGGCCUUCAAGUACCAGCCAAGGUGGUUCAAACACGACACCUGAAGAUAAACAAACACUUGUAGACUAUUUAGCAGAGAAUAUGCAAGCUUUAGUUGAUGAAGAGAUGUUUGCAGUGAUUCCGCAACCGUGGUGUCCCCAUCUUGAGUCGUUGUUUGCUAUUCCGAGCGACGUGAAAUUCUCGCAGGGUGUCAAAUGCGUAGAUUGUGAGGAAACUGUGGAGAACUGGGUCUGCUUGCAUUGUUUUAUUACGGCCUGCGGACGCAGCAUAAAUGGGCACAUGCAAGCGCACUACCGCAAAUCAAGUCACCCAUUAGUGCUCUCCUUGCUAGACCUGUCCGUAUGGUGCAAUGAAUGUGACGCCUAUAUCGACAAUCCGCUUCUUUAUGACGCAAAGAACAACGCGCAUCGUGAGAAGUUCAAUGAAGACAUGCCUUGGUGUUAUCGAUCUGACACAAUUCAGAUGCAUUGACGUAUUUGACGACCUCGUUGUGGUUAGCACUAGCGAUGGGAGGAGUUGUGAUUUUUUCAACUCGAGUUUCUCCAGUUGACGUGAAUGCUGACUCGAGUUGAUUCGACUCGGUGUCUGACAGAGCAAUCGCGAGUCGCGAGUAGUGAGAGCGAUGCAGCGUAUAUUCAUAUGAACUCGAACCGACAAUUCACCGAGUUGGGCACGACCGCCCUACCGACAGCCCGACUCGAUCGUGCUCCGAAGGUCGCCGAACCUACCGAGUGAGAACGAGUAGCCGAUGCACUGUAUGAAUGAAGCAAGGCGGGGUAGGUACCGAACCGAGCUAAAGUCUGUUUCAAUCUAUUAUACCAGAAAAGUAAACAAACCGGUUUGGUUAAAAUUUUUAAAGCAAUCACUCAAUAAAUGGAAUAAAAUGGAAUAAGUAACACUUUCACGUAUAUUUUGAAGACAUCGACUUAAUAUCUCAUCACUUUUUCCAGCAAUAUUCAUUUGAAUAACAUUUAAAUGUUAUUUGAAAAAUGUUAGUUAAAAUUUGAGGCUGUUUAUGUCUAUGGUUACAUAGGGCUGUAGGGAAAUAACUCAUUCGGUUCAUUCUAAUAAAGUUUUUGUAAUCGAUUAGUGAAUCGAAAAUUUAAUCACAAUCAAACGAAAAUUUAAGUGUAAAGAUUUGAUGGAGGAUUUAAAAUUAGGUUUCGGAAACUUUCAAUUUGCUUUUAUAUGUUAUGUAACAAAAAAAAAUUCCUAAUCCAUAUAUGAAAUAUCAUCAGUCCUUAUUGAAUCACUUAUUUUAGAUUGUAAUCAACAGCGAAAUCGCAUAUAUUAUUUUAUUAUAUAAAAUCCAGCUAUUCCAACUGAUUCAAUCAAACAAAUCCAUUCAUUCAAUUAUUUAAUCGAUUUGUAAUUGGCCAUCACUAAAUUGUCUAUGGUCCAGUCAAUGAUCUGUUUCUUUACUUUUCUGGAACAGACUAUAGCUCGAGUUCAUAAAAAAGUAGCUCCAGUUGACUCGUGGGAGUAACUCGAGUUAAAUAACUCCACUCGCCCAUCGCUAGUUAGCGCCACGAACGAGUUCUAUUCCGGGUAGUUGUCGCGAAUUACUGUUGCAAUGUUGAUCCCUUCAACAAACAUAAAUCUGGACCUUAAGUCUGCUAAUAUUUUUUAAAUCAUUGGUCAUUGUAAUCCGAGACUCCACUGAGAUAAAAUUGCAAUUGUGAUAUUCGUUAUUUUUGUUAUUCGGCUAAAAUCUAGUUGCAAUAAAUUCUCAGUAGAGUGUCAGUGGAAUGGCAGUGAUCGUUUAUCACUAACGAUCGAUGUUGCCUUACUAAAACUACCAUGAAAGUUACUACGUAUCGUCGCCUUAAGGUGAAAAUCUCGCAUACGUCUCACACAGUUUGUUUUUACUGAUUAUUGUUCAAGAAAAACCUCUUGCUCAAAUAUAUUAUUAAAGUAACAUAGUAUCUGAAAGAGGUAUAAUUUUUUACUAAUUAAAAUGCUAACUACAAACAUGACUUGCGUUUACUACAUUUUACAACACAUUUUUAUCUUCCAAAAUUACAUACGAGGUAUCACUCUGAGACGACGUUAUGCAUAUCUUAAUUUUUAUUUCGUUUAAUUAGUAACAAAAUACCACUGUUCGUUCAAUCGUAAGUCAAUGGCAAAAAGGCGUCCAAACGCCAUCGAAGAGCAGAGUACAGUCGGUGCCGUCACUUAAGUAUCCACUAUUUAUAUAGCACUUCGUAGAAAUAGUGGACACCUAAGUGAGGGCAAUGACUGUACUAACAAAUUGCAAUGGCAAUUGAAUAGUAGCUCAUUUGGCAAAGCACUACUCUUACUUUUAUCAGAAUACCAAACGUACAAAACCUGCCAUUGGCACUCUAUCGACAUACAACUGAUUUAAAAUUGGCAGACUUGGGACCCUGAUAUCAUGUAGCGAUUUAAGUUCCGUACAUUAGCCAACUAAUAAAUCUUAUAACGUUAAUGUUAACAAACAACAUCAAAUACGACCUCCUCCUGACAAAAAGCCGUAAAUGGAAGUCUACCACGAAAUACUACACUACGUGACUGUGUUCGCAACAAAGCUCAUACAUAUGGCACUUCUAAUACAAUAGUGUAUUGACUCAAAAAGUGUAUAUUUUCAGAAUCGAUGAAAAAUGUAUUAUUCUCACUUCCCGUGAAAAAUUUAUAUAAUGUAUUUAUAGGUUAAAGUAUAUUACAGACGUCUUAACAAUUUACUUACCAAAUAUAUUUAAAAAUAAAAGUUAAUUUUGUGCAGAUCUAACUUACAAAACGUUUGUCUCAUUCUGAGUUAAGUAGAUAUCUUUUAAUUGUUUCUUAGAAUAUUCUAACAAUGGUUUUAUUGAUGUGUGGAGAAUCAAAUUUUACGUUCAGAAAUCUUGAAUUUUGAGUUACAACACUAUUGUAAUAGCAGUGCGAUAUGUCACUUUUACGAUGAACGUAAUGUCAAAAGUCGAUACGAAAGCUGUCAUUUGGCGUUUCGGAGUAAGGACUUAUGUUAAAUUCGAUUAUGUUAACGUCCGAUAAGAAGCGAAAACGAUAAUCGUUUCGUGGUAGACCUCCUGGUGUUA